This is a messenger RNA of Pedinophyceae sp. YPF-701, 1851 nucleotides long. The record is from the annotation of a GenBank genome assembly. Lineage: Eukaryota; Viridiplantae; Chlorophyta; Pedinophyceae.
AUGGCGGCAGCCGGGAUCGACCUGUCCAAGGUUCUUGACAGCGACACGUGUCAGGGCUGCGGCAUCAAGCUGCAAAACAAGGACCCGUCCGCGCCUGGGUAUUUCCAGGUGCCGAAGCGCAUCAUGGACUCUCUUCUGAACGACGCGAUGGGGGGGGAGUCCCAGGAAGGCGCGGGAGAGGACGCGGCCCCCGCGCUCGAGGGGGGCUGGGGCGAGGCAGCCCAGCUGGAGCCCUCCGAGCUCGCGGCGAGCCACAGCGACGGGGAGGAUGCGGGGGGCGCCGACGACAGCGACGAAGACGACGACUCGCACGUGAUGGUGGUGGACAUGGCGGGCGAGCCCGGGUGGGGCGCGGACGGGAUGCUCGCGGGCGACAGCGGCGCGGGGGAGCCCGUGGCGGAGGAGGACGCGGACGCGCUGUUCGACGCGUUUGACGACAUGGUGGAGGGGUGGCUGGACGACGACGACGCGGAGCCGGAGGAGGAGUACCGCCGCGGCGACAAGUACCGGAAGGGGGGGUACGUUCCCAUGGGGCCGGAGGACAUGCCGUCGGAUCCGAACGCGAUUCUGUGCGCGCGGUGCUACUCGCUGAUCCACUACGGGCGCGUCAAGAGCCAGGAGGCGGAGGAGGCCCUCCCUGGGUUCUCCCUGCGGCGCGCGGUGGCGAAACGCAUCCGGAACGCGGUCAUGAAGGACCGCACGGCGGUGCUCGCCUGCGUGGUCGACGUCGCCGACUUUGACGGCUCGCUGCCUCGCGCGGCGCUCAUGGACGUCCUCCCGCGGGACCCGGACGGCAACCCGACUACGAUGUCGCGCACGCGAUUCGUGCUGAUCGCGAACAAGACCGACCUGCUGCCGCGUCAGGCCACGCGUACGCGCAUCGAGGCGUGGGCGCGGCGGCGUGCGCGCCAGGGGGGUCUGCCGCGCCCCGACGAGGUGUUUUUGGUGUCGGCGGCGACGGGCCGCGGGGUGCCGACGCUGAUGGAGGGGCUCGAGGAGCAGGCCGGGGCGCGCGGCGAGAUCUUCGUCGUGGGCGCGCAGAACGCGGGCAAGUCCUCGCUGAUCAACGCGAUGCGGCGCCAGCGCGGGCUGCGGGCGCGCAUCACCGCCGCGCCGCUCCCGGGCACGACGCUGGGGCUCAUCGAGGUGCGCGGGCUCCUCGAGGGCGGCGUGCGGCUGUGGGACACCCCCGGCGUGCGGCACGGGUACCAGCUGUCGGCGCGGAUGGACGCCGAGGAGCUGCGCGACGCCAUGGCGGCCAAGACGCUGCAGCCGCGCACGUACCGCCUGGGCGAGGGCCGCAGCGUGACGAUCGCGGGCCUGGCGCGCGUGGACGUGAUCGAGUCCCCGCACGCGACGCUGUACCUCACGGUGUGGGCGUCGCAGAACCUGGUGCUGCACAUGGGCAAGACGGAGCGGGCGCCGGCGCUCCUGCGCGACCACGUCGGGGACCUGCUGUCGCCGCCGCGGAGCGCCGAGCGCGGGGCGUCGCUGGGGGAGCUCGUGCCGGCGGACGUGGAGGUGGAGGGCAGCAGCUGGCGGGAGAGCUCGGUGGACGUGUGCGUGUCGGGGCUCGGGUGGGUCGCGGUGGGCUGCGAGGGCCCCGCGCUGCUGCGCGUGUGGGCGCCGCGCGGGGUGGCGGUGACGACGCGGGACGCGCUGGUCCCGGACUUCGCGAAGCGGUUCGAGACGCCCGGGUUCUCGUCCAACAUGCCGCUGGUGGCGGGCGGCAAGAAGGGGCGGAAGGAGGCGACGCAGAGCAAGCAGGCGCGGCGGACCGGAACGCGCCUCGACCGCGGCGGGAAGCGGACGACGCGCACGAAGAAGACCGGCGGGCGCGGGCGGCGGUAG